AUGAGUUCAUCACAACAGAAUGAUAAUGUUAUUCACAAUAAGACGGACAAGAAGGGAGAGCUCACCCCAGCAGCAGUAUUGCGUGAAAUGCAGGAGAUGAUGCUACAGUUGAAGGGAGAAGUACAAGAUGUGAGGAUAGAAGUAGCAUCAAUUAGGUCUGAUAACGGACAGCGUCAUCGGCAGCCUUUCGUACUUAGUAGUGCUUCGGCAGAAGCAUUUUGGAGUGUCAUGCUUGAACGCAUCAAGAGUCAAUCCCAACCUCACAUGCCAGGUUCACGUGGUUCAGAUCUGGGAGUACGAGAUCACCGUAUGUCCUACGAUGAAAUCGCUCGCGAUGACGCGAGACAGAGAGAACAGCAGUUCCAAGCGUAUAGAGAGCAACAAGAGACGCAGGGAAUGCAUGCAUUCCUACCACAGCAUCAACAGCAACAAUUUGGCCCAAGGAUUUCAACAUUGAGGCAGAGGAUGCUCUCGAUACCUCCUUUUGAGGGAAAAGUGACUUAUACGGGUUUAGGAUCCGGCUUUGAGCUCUGGGUUUGCAAUUCAUGA
Molecule: messenger RNA, 549 nt
Organism: Plasmopara halstedii
Lineage: Eukaryota; Oomycota; Peronosporomycetes; Peronosporales; Peronosporaceae
Exons: 1
Coding region: 1-549 (182 amino acids)
Source: RefSeq, a predicted model, not a curated record